AACUAAAACAAUAAAUACAACACACACCUUAGCAUAUAAACUCAAUCAUAGCUGUCUUCCUUCUAAUCUUAAUUUUCAUCAAAGAAUUUGUCAUUUUUACGCUUACCAUAUGACUAGCGAAAUCAAAGCAUCAAGCCAUAUCACUCUCCCUCCACCAUGCUCCGGAAAUCUCAUAACAAUCCUUAGCAUUGAUGGUGGAGGCAUAAGAGGUAUCAUCCCUGGUGUCAUUCUCCAGUACCUUGAAUCACAACUUCAGGAGUUAGAUGGCCAGGAAGUAAGGCUAGCGGAUUACUUUGAUGUCGUCUCUGGAACGAGCACAGGUGGUCUAGUUACGAUCAUGCUAACAGCUCCAAAUGAGAACAACAGACCUAUGUAUGCUGCGAAAGACAUCGUUCAGUUUUAUCUUGACAAUUCUCCCAAAAUUUUCCCACAAGUUGGAGGGCCAUUUGCUGGAUUUAUAAAGUUGUUGAAGACACUGGUAGGACCCAAAUACAACGGGAAGUACCUUAAAAACCUUGUAACAAGCUUACUAGGAACCACAAAGUUGAGUCAGACAUUGACUAACGUUGUGAUCCCUACAUUUGAUAUUAAGAAUAUGCAACCUGUAAUCUUUAGCUCCUUUCAGGUGGCCAGGGAACCAAGCAUGGAUGCACAAUUAUCGGACAUCUGCGUCGGGACAUCUGCGGCACCUACUUACCUCCCUGCCCAUCAAUUUCAAAACGGUGAUCGAGAGUUUAACCUUAUUGACGGUGGAAUUACGGCUAAUAAUCCGGUUCUCGAUUGGCAGUCUUUGGUUGCAAUAGGGGAAGUGGCUAGGCAGGUUCUAAAACGAGAUCCAAAUUUCCCCGCAAUCGGGCCACUUGGUUACGGUCAAUAUCUCUUGAUAUCAAUCGGGACGGGCACAGAGAAGCAACAACCUCUAUUUGACGCCAAAAUGGCUGCCAAAUGGGGAGUGCUCGGGUGGUUAGUCAACCAAAGUUCCGCCCCCUUGAUAGAUGCUUUCACACAAGCAAGUGCUGAUUUGGUUGUUAUGUAUAAUAACACCGUCUUUGAAGCCUUCGAGUCUGUUGACAACUACCUCCACAUUCAGGACGAUGGAUUGACCGGAGACUUGGCUUCAGUUGACGUGGCAACAAAGGAAAAUUUGGAAGGCUUAGUGAAAGCCGGGGAAGGGUUACUAGAUAACCUUGUAUCUCGAGUGAAUACUAGUACUGGAAUUGUUGAACCGGUCCCAAAUGGUGGUACGAAUCGUGAGGCAUUGAAAAGGUUUGCAAAACGACUCUCAGACGAAAGGAAAGUAAGGGAGGCAAAUUAUAUAAACGGGGGAGUGCUUGAGUGAAUUGUUAUUUUGCUUUGUGAAAUUAUUUAAAUAUAUCGAAGGUUGUAACGAAUAUUUAAUAUAAUGUUUUGUGUAUUC
Helianthus annuus (common sunflower) is the source of this 1417-nucleotide messenger RNA. RefSeq names its product patatin-like protein 1. Gene Ontology annotation, biological process: lipid metabolic process. The record is from RefSeq and is a predicted model, not a curated record. The transcript has 7 exons. Lineage: Eukaryota; Viridiplantae; Streptophyta; Magnoliopsida; Asterales; Asteraceae. Gene Ontology annotation, molecular function: monoacylglycerol lipase activity; glycerophospholipase activity. Bases 110 to 1339 code for a protein of 409 amino acids.